AUGCCACACCGCCUAGUUUGGCUAGUUUCAGUACGUAAUCGUGGUUCAAAUGUCUCAGCAUUUUGCGGUGCAUUGGCGAGGAAGCGAUUGGCAGAUGUACAGGUGCGACACCGUGAUGCCAUCCUCUUCACUCCAGCUCAGGACCUUCCAAAUGGACUCACAAAUAUCGUCAUAUCUAUCCCUCGUAUGUGGUUUCGAGAAAUGGGGAAAGAUCAUCGUCUUCCCGACGUUCCUAUGAUGUUCUGCUACGAAGGUGACUAA
Molecule: messenger RNA, 261 nt
Organism: Strongylus vulgaris
Lineage: Eukaryota; Metazoa; Nematoda; Chromadorea; Rhabditida; Strongylidae
Source: the annotation of a GenBank genome assembly